GAAGACUUGGACACAGAGGAUGGCCUAGAAGAUUAUGUAGAGACAUCGGGCAACCCAGCCUUGCAGGAUUUGGUCAAGCGAUGCCAGGAUCGAUGCUGUGCCUUCAACAACAAAUUGACAGGAAAGGAAGGAGCCCGUCAAGCUGAAAAGCUGCUCUCUGUGAUUGAGAAGAUGGUGCGGCAGAAUCAGGACAGCCCGUAUCUCAUGGAGUUUCCUGAAGAGAUGGAAGUGCGGACAGCAGAUGGGGCAUCUUCAGAGGAAAAUAAAUCAGAGGGGUCUUUGUGGAAAUGUGGCAAAAUAGAGCCUCCCAAACCAGGGCCCGGAAGAGCAAACGAGGAGGAACGGGAGUGGCGGAUUGUGCUUGUGGGGAAGACGGGAGGAGGGAGAAGUGCCUCCGGGAACACCAUUCUGGGGGAAAAGAGGCUGAAGUCUGAACUUUCGCCAAAGCCAGUGACCCAGACAUGCAUCAAGGAAGAACGGGCAGAGAACUGGAAGGGGAAGAGGAUUGCCAUCAUCGACACUCCCAACAUCUUUGAUGCCGGUCUCCAAGAACCACAGAAAUACUGGGAGAUCCAGAAGUGCCGAGAUCUGACCAAGCCUGGGCCUCACGCUCUGGUGUUUGUGACCCAGGUUGGCCGUUUCACUGAGGAAGACAUCGUGGCUUUGAAGAAGGUGGAGGAGCUCUUUGGCCAGGAGGCCACAAAGUACAUGAUUGUCCUGUUCACCCGCAAGGAAGACUUGGACACAGAGGAUGGCCUAGAAGAUUAUGUAGAGACAUCGGGCAACCCAGCCUUGCAGGAUUUGGUCAAGCGAUGCCAGGGUCGAUGCUGUGCCUUCAACAACAAAUUGACAGGGGAGGAAAGGGCCCACCAAGCCACAGAGCUGCUCUCUCUGAUUGAGAAGAUGGUGCGGCAGAAUCAGGACAGGCCGUAUCUCAUGGAGCUUCCCGAGGAGAUGGAAGUGCAGACAGUAGAUGGGGCAUCUUUAGAGGAAAAUAAAGCAGGGGCGUCUGCAAGGAAACGUGACAAAAAGGAGCCUCCCGAACCAGACCCUGAACUGAGGAUUGUUCUCGUGGGGAAAACCGGAUCCGGGAAGAGUGCCACAGGAAACACCAUCCUGGGACAGAAGAAGUUUUAUUCUACCUUGUCACCCACAUCAGUGACAAAAACAUGUGAAAAGAAGGAGACUGUAAUUGAUGGCAGGAAAAUGGUGGUUGUUGACACUCCUGGAUUUUUUGACUCCAAUGUCACACCGGAAGAAACUUCCAAGGAAGUUGAAAAGUGUGUAAAAUGGUGCUACCCAGGUCCACACGCCAUCAUACAAGUCAUGCAAUUGGCCCGUUUCACUCAGGAGGAGAAAGAUGUUGCUCAAAUAAUCCAAGAUAUUUUCAGCCUUGAGGCAAAGGAUUACAUGAUCCUUCUGUUCACCCAUAAAGAUACUCUAGAAGAAAAGCCUUUGGAAACAUUUUUAAAUGAAGGAGAUGCUUCUCUUUGGGAGCAGAUUGAGCGAUGCGGGGGCCGGUACCUUGCUUUCAACAACAGGGCUGAAGGUCAGGAGAAGGAAGAGCAGGUGAAGGAGCUGCUGGGCAUGAUCGAUGCCAUGGUGAGAAAGAACAGCCAGGCCCCCUGUUACACUCAAGAGAUGCUCGCCAGGGAACGAAACAACCUCAAAACAAUAACGAAACGAAUACAAUAUCGAAAUACGAAGCAU
This is a messenger RNA of Anolis sagrei ordinatus, 1710 nucleotides long. The record is from RefSeq and is a predicted model, not a curated record. Lineage: Eukaryota; Metazoa; Chordata; Lepidosauria; Squamata; Anolidae.